Molecule: messenger RNA, 835 nt
Organism: Zootermopsis nevadensis
Lineage: Eukaryota; Metazoa; Arthropoda; Insecta; Blattodea; Termopsidae
Product: coiled-coil domain-containing protein 86
Cellular component (GO): nucleolus
Source: RefSeq, a predicted model, not a curated record
UGAGCAACAACCCACAUGGUAGCCAUUUUCGGAAUCACCGCCGUGAAAAACGUCAAAUCCUACUUAGUGGUAUUUCAUUUUAGAUGUUGGCUACUACAAAAUUCCGUUUGGUAGCACUGCGUAGCCGAUAUUUGUAUUACAGUGUGCGUGUGUGUUGUGUAGCGUAGUACAGAAUGGAAGUAAUAAAAUUUGAAGACAUUAUUUCGCAUGCCGCAGCGUCUCGGAUUGAAAGGAUAGAGGAAGAAAGCAAAGAAGAAGACGAUAGUGAUAAUAGUAGUGACAAUUCUUCGGUAGAAUCGAUUAACAAGCAAAAAUCACACAUUCCACGUGGUCGACCAAAAUCGGGAAGAGUCUGGAAACAACGAAAAUCGAAAUUUUCAUCAAUUAUUAAAACACGAGGAAUAAGGAGGUCAAAGGAGAAGAAAGACCUGCUAAGAUUAGAGCUGAAACAAGUUAAGCAACAUUCACGAGCUUUAAUAGAAGAAAGAAAGAAGGAAAAGGAGGAGAAACAGUUUCGAAGGAAGGAAAAUCUAAAGCGACAGGAAGAAAAUAGGCUAAAAUCAGAAAUUGUUCAAGUGAUAACAAACACUUCAAAAAUUAAGAGAAUGAAGAAGAAACAACUGCGGCAAGUUGAGAAACGGGACACUACAACGUUCGUCAAGAAAUUUUGAGAAUAAUGGACUGAAUUAAUUUUAUAAAAACUGAUUCGUCAAAGGUAGUGUGUUGAAGGUGUGCAGAGUGCAAAAUAAUGUCUGUAAAUGAAACAAAUAUGUAACAGCUCUGAAGGCUGUCCUAUGCAUAAGAAGCAAAAUUCACAUAAUGUUUCCUUUCGCCA